AUGUACGCCCCAACCAACGUUAUCUCGCCACAGGAUAACUCUCGGGACCACGCCAUGUCUCCCACUCUCGAAAACCGUGCACCUUACCAACGACCAGAAAGAAAGAUCCCUUCAACUUUCUUUGACAGCAGCCCGCCGAGAGCUAGCGAAGCGCCUGUCACCAUAAGCAUUCCGUAUCAAGCACCACAGAGACAUCCUUCUCAGCACAUAUCCAACAACAAUCACCGUUUCGGGGCAGUCGGACCGAUGCUGCAGUCCAGUUUUGACGAACGUCACGUUCAACAAUCGCCAGCUCCCCAUCAUCCAUCGCUUGCAAGGCCGCCUUCUUCGUUGGUGACAAAUCAACCUCAAAGGGCUGCACUUACAGCUCUAACGCUGCCAGCUCAACAUCAUAAAGUGCCACUGCCACCACCCUCUGUACCACGGACCAGAUUCAGCCCUCCUCCAACUUUUCAACGAUUUCCGCAGCCAGCGAUAGCAAGUCCUCAAGAGCGAGGUAUUGGAUCCUAUAGGGGAGGAGCUGCAAAAAGCAGUGGGCGAAACUAUGCCAAGCGUCCACCACCGGCAGAGGAAGCCGAUAACUUCUUUUCUUCAUCCGAGGAUCAUCACGGCGAGAGGCCUACCAGAGAUAGUUUCGAAGAUAUUCGACAAAACAUCGAGAGUGAGCCUUACAGUCAGCCAACCGGCCAACGAAGACCUCUUUUUACACUACCGAAGCCAAUCGACUUUGGGCUGUCCAAAAUGGACCAAAAAGGUUGCAAGACUACCGUCAAGGAGGUUAAGCAUGUUCCUAAGGAGGCGCUCGGAGGGGCAGGGACAGACCUUCAUUCGCUAUUUCGUCACAAACGAGGCGCUCCUGAGGAGUCCAAGAUGACGAGUAUCAUCAUGACGAAAGAGUGUUUCUUUCCCGAGGACCCUGGUUCUGAGAAAGAAAACAGCAACCGCCGGUUACAAUCGCAUGUAGACUCAACUAAUCCCGCCUCUUACACCGCACCGGUGAAGGACUACCUGAAAAGCCACGACCCUCAAACAAGGUCUACCCAGAAUACGCCAACCUACGACUCCUUCUACCCUCGACCUCGUCACAACGGCCAUCCGUUAGGACCUGCUCUAAGCGAAACGACACAAUACGACAAGAACAAGUUUCAGACGUUCAGUUUCUCACCGCAACACUUCGAAGGCUCGUUGGCCAACUUCCCGUCGUUCGAUAGUCCCCAAGAUUCAAGCUCGAAAAGGUACACCGAACGCCAAGGAGGUCUGAGGGGAUCAGCCACAGCAUUCGGUGGACGUCCCGAAGAAGACCGAGGUCGGUACCGGGGAGACGGCAGACCGUGGUAUCGGGAUAACCAGAACGACCAUUACCAGAGGGACCACAGUGAGGAGCGCUAUCACGGACCACGCUACGAGAACGAACCAUCCCGUGAACGCGAAGGAGGUCACGGUCGAUGGUCGCGUCCUCUGGCCAGCGGAACUCACUCGAAGCGUCGAGGGCCGCCACCGCCGAAGACGACCAGCAGGAGCUUCGCAUUUUACAGGAGAGAUGAAAACCCGAAGAAGGACCGAUUCGUGGAGAGCUACUCAACGGCCAAUAAGAAGUCCUUCAGGUCUGACUACGAUAGCGACCGUGAUGGCUUCUUCUAA
Molecule: messenger RNA, 1641 nt
Organism: Ixodes scapularis (black-legged tick)
Lineage: Eukaryota; Metazoa; Arthropoda; Arachnida; Ixodida; Ixodidae
Exons: 1
Coding region: 1-1641 (546 amino acids)
Source: RefSeq, a predicted model, not a curated record